GUCUGGGGGCUGCAACUUCAGCUUCGGUAUGCAUGGCUAUCUGAGCACUGUGGGUGCUGGAAAGAACCCAGAUCCGGUCGUGGCCUUCCUGGACCGUGCUGGAGGACUUGCUUUUGUGGUGAGCGGUUCCAAUGCUUGGGUAGCACAGGCCUUUGACCCGGUGCUGGAUGUCAUUGUCCAGGCGGGCUCAGACUGGGCCUGGGUCUUGGUGGCCCGGGCUGGUGGCUCGACGACCUGUAUGGUGGCCGAGCGGGUGGCGCAAGAGUAUGUACAGGCUCAGGUCUGGGAGGAGCAGACGAAGGUCUCGAAUGUUGAGCGGGCACGGGCGCCGGCUCGGAUUUUCGAGAGUGGCGGUGCCUGCGACGUCGUCUGCGCGACCGACUGCGGCCUUCUCGCCGUGGGCUUCGCUCACGACAAGUACGAGCCGGCGGGGCAGUCGCCGGUCUCGGCGACACAUUUCGAAGAGGUAAAGAGCUCGAGGAAGAGGGUGAGACACUGA
Messenger RNA from Symbiodinium necroappetens, 499 nucleotides. The record is from the annotation of a GenBank genome assembly. NCBI's taxonomy places the organism in Eukaryota, Dinophyceae, Suessiales, Symbiodiniaceae.